GAUGAACCAAAGACAUUUACUACCUACUGUAAUUACAAAUAGAAAUUUACUCAAUAUAAUUGAAAAUUUUUGAUGUCGUGUGACAUAAAAUGUGAUUAAAUUUGCAUCAAUUUUAAAGUGCAUUAAAAAUAUUUAAGAAUAACCGAAUGGUAAAUGUGUAAUAUCAAAUUACAUUGAGCCAUAUUGUGGAGACCUCAAAAAGAUUUAAAUUUUUAUCUUUUCACUACAAAUAGAGAAGGUAAACAUGAGUCAACUUUAAAUGCAAUUGAAGAGUUGACACAUGAAGGUUAGUGUGGCGGAAUCAGUGCAAUAGUUUCAUGAUGUAUAAUAAAACAUUAACAAUAUUCAACAAUAAUAUCCAAGAGAUUGUAUUGAAUCUCAAAGAUACCUGCUUGGAGAAAGUUCUUUAUUAUCGUGAUGAAGGAAAUAUGAAUAUAGUGCUAAGCGUUUAUGCACAGGAGAAUGAGGAAAAGUACGUCAUUCGGUUUAAGAAAAUAUCAUCUGAUUCUACCGAACGGAACUGUAACGAUCAUAAACAUGAGCUCAUGUCCUUCAUCGUUUUCGAAGAAUUACUGCAAAAGUACUUUGAUCACUUUACCGUCGUGCCAAAAAUAGUUUUCGUAGAUGUCGACAUAAACGCAUUGAAUGAAUUUCUAAUGCGUGACCGACCCGCUGUACGAAGGAAGAAAAUUAUUGGAUAUAACUAUGGGCUUGUUUAUCGAGAUGUGGCAUUUUUACCGAAAGAAAUUUACAUCGGUAAGCCUAUGAAUGGCGAGUUCAAGGAUUCACCAACGAUUUGCAUUGAAAUAAAAGUUAAGCAAGGUUAUAUGAUGGAUGAAGAUAUCAGCACGCGAAGUUAUGAGACAAAAAAGUGUCGCUAUUGUUAUUUCCAGUAUUUAAAACUAAAGACAACUAAAAUUUCCAAUAUUUCACAAUACUGCCCAAUCGAUUUAUUCUCAGGCAAAGCUGACCGAAUGAAUCGUGCAAUAAAAGGACUUUUUGAAAACCCUCAAAAUAAUCUGAAAAUGUUUCAAGACGGUAAAAUGGUCUACAAUGAAUAUUCGCCUGAUAAAGUCUUACUAAAGCGUAUAAUGAAAAGCCUUUUUCCGGAUGCGAAAAGUGUGGAUAAGCAGGAAUCGUUACUAAUAAAUUUAAUACGCAGGACUUUAAUUAAAGAUUUUACUUGCUGUGAUAUGAAUGUUGAUGUCUAUUCUACAUAUGAGUGUGAUGAAGAUGUUCACCUUAGGAAUUGUCAUGCUGAAAAAUUUCCCCAACUUCCGAAGAAUUGCAUUUUGUAUAGUAUUUUAAAAGCACAGCAUUUAGUGAGAGAUAAUUUUUCUAUUAUGGAGUAUCUUGAAGAUAAUAUUAAUUGUGAAGAUGGCUAUGGUCAAAUCAUACAAGACUAUAGGAUGGGAAGCACAGCUUUAGAUUGUUCUGUUAUGAUCACUUUUCGUCAAAUCAAUGUUAAUGAGGAUUUCAAUAUUGAGAGUGAUAAAGUUUUCGAUAAAAGAAAUUACAUGAAGCUAACAGGACCAACAGGAUAUUCGCAUCAUUUUAUUUCAAACGUUACAGUUGUUGACCUAGAUGAAAAGAAAGACUCGUUUGCACAUUUUCAUAAAUAUAAGAAACAAUACCAGGAAAGUAAAAUUGCAUAUUUGGAAUACAUAAACAGUAUGCAACAUGUUGCGUAAUUUAUUUUAAUUUAUUCAUAUUUUAUACACACAUAAAAAAAGAGUACAAUAGAUGGAAAUUGGAAAAAAGACAAAUUUUUAUACACAAUAAAAUAAGCUAUGAGUUUCCAAAAAAAA
Chironomus riparius is the source of this 1808-nucleotide messenger RNA. The record is from the annotation of a GenBank genome assembly. NCBI's taxonomy places the organism in Eukaryota, Metazoa, Arthropoda, Insecta, Diptera, Chironomidae.